AUGUUUGCUCUACUGUUUGUACUCCAAUCGACCGUUUCCGGUUACAGUUACGAACCCUUCGUACUUCCGGAAAUUAUAGUGAAUAAAGCGAACGAGUACAACUAUCCAAUUCCGAGUCCACCGAUUCUAUUUGAUGAACCAUUUACAACAACAACGACCACCGAAAAUCCGGGAUAUUUGCCGCCCCCGAGUUAUUUGCCGCCGUCCACCAGUUAUGGUGUUCCCGAGUCCAAGUCUUUCCGCGUCUUAAAUAUGUCCUGCUUGGAUUCAGGGAACGAUCGAUUCUUUCGUAGCUCCCUGCGUUUCGGGGAAGGAAACGUUCCGAUUCCCGAGAACGGAAAUCAGGACUGCGUCUUGUCUUCCGGUGGUGGAAUUUAUCAGGUGAACUUAUCCGGCCAGAGGAUGACGAAAUGCGGUGUUUCCUAUUGCUCGGAUAGGAACCUCUGCAUGCAACUGAGGAUGCCGACGGUUCGGGGGAUAAAGUUACCAGAGGACGCUGUGAUUAAUCUGCAAUGCAAGCCGCAGAAUUCUGUCGCCAGCCAAAUUAAGCACCUCCAGUUCAGACCCAUUAAUCUGCAGGGUAGGAGUUUACGGACGGUCGCAGCGGGAGGAUCGCAGCGAAAUCUGGAGUCCCAAGUGGCUCUUUAUAGAAAGGCGCCGCAUACCAAUGAGUACACGCAGAUUGUCACUCCCGGCAGUUCCGUUACCCUUGGAGAGGAUUUAUUAUUAAGGGCGUCGGUACGUGAUGGAGAUGGCUGGAAAUAUUCCAGAAUGGGAACCGUGAUUGUACAUGGGCGUCAAUCUUCUCCGGAUUCUAUAACUCUUGUGGAUAACUCUGGCUGUAGGGCGCAUAACAUGAGAGCAGUCUGUCCGGAACAACCGAAGCAAGUGGAUUCGCUGGUAACCACAAUGCCCUUGAGGGCUUUCAUGUUUCAAGGGGCUCAACAAGGAGACGAAAUGAGGCUCUCUGUGAGAGUUCAUGCAUGCUUGCAAUUAGAAGAUUGUAUACAGGCCAGGCAUUGCGAAGAGAAAGUGGAUGCGAGAACGAGAUCAAGAAGAGAGGCCGUCACCAACAUAACCGAUGGGGAAUCGUAUCUGGAUUUCAGAGUGGUCCUGCCAGACUCCAAGAGCAUUCAGAGCAACGGAGAAGACAGCGUCCUAUUGGUGACGGUGCUGUUCUUUGUCGUUUUCGCUGCUGUUCUAAUAAUAGCAGCUCUAUUGAUCGCCUUAUUGAAGAGCAAUAAUUAUUUCUACUGUUGAUCUUUCAACCUUUG
Messenger RNA from Nicrophorus vespilloides, 1274 nucleotides. RefSeq lists its product as uncharacterized. Lineage: Eukaryota; Metazoa; Arthropoda; Insecta; Coleoptera; Silphidae. Bases 1 to 1260 code for a protein of 419 amino acids. The record is from RefSeq and is a predicted model, not a curated record. The transcript is spliced from 4 exons.